GUGACAGGGCAGACUGAGUCUUCCAAUCUGGACAUGGCUCCCGAUGCAUUUGAUGAUCAGUAUGAGGGCUGUGUCCAGGAAAUGGAGAAAAAAGCACCCCAAUUGUUAGAAUAAGGCUUCAACAUGAAUAAGGACUUAAAAGUUGAGUGGGAAAAGGCAGAGAAAAAAUGGAAGGAGAUAAAAAACAAAAUGACCUAUCUGAAAGGUUUCAGUGAUUAUCAUGGAACAGCUGUAGUGAUGUACACGGGAGGUAUCUACAAAAAGUUUAAUAAAGCUGUUAGAGAUUUCAAGAAAGAUCCCAGUAACUUUCCUUACAAGGCCUUCCAUUACUAUUUAACAAGAGCUCUUCAGCUUCUGAAUAACAACAAAUGUUACACAGUUUACCGAGGCACCAACAACAAAUUUCAUUACAGUGGAACAGGCUCUGUGCGGUUUGGACACUUUGCUUCCUCAUCCUUCGAUAAGAUGGUAGCUACUAAAUUUAGUGGUGCUAGUGGGACACUGUUUACCAUCAAAACCUGCUUGGGGGUUAACAUAACUGGCUUUUCCUACAAACCUGAACAAAAGGUGUUAAUUCCAGGCUACGAAGUGUUUAAAGCACACAAAAGCCCAGGAAGUGAAAAAACAAUGGACAAUAUUUCUCUGACCUCCCCGAAAAGAGGGAAAAGCAACUUCAAUUGCUUCUACAGCUCAGGAACCAGAGACAGCCCUGCAUUCCUGCUGCUUGUGGUGUUACCUGGCCUCUUGGUUCAACUGCUUCCUCUUGCUGAGCUGUAG
This is a messenger RNA of Cricetulus griseus (Chinese hamster), 777 nucleotides long. NCBI's taxonomy places the organism in Eukaryota, Metazoa, Chordata, Mammalia, Rodentia, Cricetidae. The record is from RefSeq and is a predicted model, not a curated record.